This is a messenger RNA of Vespula vulgaris, 600 nucleotides long. RefSeq names its product MKRN2 opposite strand protein. The coding region runs from base 1 to 600 and encodes 199 amino acids. NCBI's taxonomy places the organism in Eukaryota, Metazoa, Arthropoda, Insecta, Hymenoptera, Vespidae. The transcript has a single exon. The record is from RefSeq and is a predicted model, not a curated record.
AUGGAUCCAGGAAUAUUAUGUUUUCGUCACUGCACUAUUAAAUCUGUGUUUUGUAAAACUAUCCCAGAAGUAUGUCCAUUAUGUCAAGAAUUAAUUGUAAAUUUUAAUAUAGAGCCAUUUAGAAUUCCAUAUCCAUUUAGAAAUGCAACAGGUCAACCAACUUCGAUUGUAAUAAAACCUUCCUGUGGUACAUUUUUAGAUGACUAUAAUAUCAAUGAUCUUUUACAUAUUGGAGUAGUCAAUUCUAAUGGAAAGCUUUAUGAAUUUGAUAAAUAUGGUUUGAUUAUUAAUAAUGUUUCUCAAUGGACAAAUUGUAUCGCCAUACAAGUAGUACCGACUUCUUGGGAUUAUUACUGGGAUGAAAUAUUAAAUGCUAUGACACAAGAUAUUAAAUGGAAAUCUAUUAAUUAUGACAAAAAUACCAUGAAUUGUUUUAACUUUGUUAGAGAAUUUUUGCAUAAAUUAAAUUAUAAUAAUUUACAAUUUGAGAAUGGUGAAGAUAUGUGUAAAAAACUUAUAUUACCUAAACUUCAUGAAGCUAUCAGAUACAUUACAUUAUACAAAAACCUGAAAGACAAUCGAUACUUUAUAUCAGAUUAA